UUCAAGCGUGGUGUCCUGUUGCGUGAUCUCCCGCAGCUAUCCUCAGGAAACCAACCAUCUCCAUUCACUGACCAUCAGUGCGCUGCGCUACUCUGGAGGGGCCAACACAUCGGCAGGAAUAAAACUCCUUUCAUAACUUACAUUUGAAACCUCGCUCGCUGGACAGGACUCACCAGAGAUGAUGAACUCUAUCCUCAUCUGCCUGCUAUGUGGAUUGUAUGGAGUUCUUGCGAAAGACAAGGAUCAGAAGGGGAAGUACAGCGUCCCGAUUCUGGACGUGAAAGCCCGGCAGCUGGUCCUGGACACCAACCAGACACUACUGCUCAGCUGCAGGGGUCGCUGGGAAGUGGCAUGGGCCUUCCCUUCAGCUCUGCUUAGAGGGGAGGUGCAAGUGGAGGAGUAUCGCUGUGGGCGGACGGGGAAGCUGUUCUGCAGCCGCCUGAUGGUCAGCAGCACCCAGACCCAGCACACCGGCCUGUUCCGCUGCAGAUACAGCCUCCGAACCCGCAGACAGACCUCCAUCUACGUUUAUGUCACAGACAGCCAGCAGCCGUUUGUGGAAGACCCGGAUAUGAGCCCAGAUGUGUUGUACAUGAAGGACAAGCAGCCGCUGGACAUCCCCUGCCGGGUCACCCACCCCAACAUCACCACCACGCUGGUCAAGGUCAGUCACCCCCACCGCAGCCUGAGUCCGGACCACAGGGUCAUUCUAUGGAACAGCAAGAAAGGCUUCACCAUCCGGACCCCCACCCUCUAUUACAUCGGCCUCUUCUACUGCCAGGCGGUCACUGAUGGCGUCACGCACAUCUCCCGUAAAUACUUCAUAUACAGACCAGUGAGUAACAUCAUGGAGGUGUACCUGAACAGUAGUGGACCUGAGCAGGCCCUGAAGGGGGAGAGGCUGGUGUUGAACUGCACCGCCACCGGGGAGCUGAACACCAGAGUGAACAUCAGCUGGGACUACCCCGGAAAGAUCAACAACACCGGCACCACUUAUAAGAGGCUCCUGAAACACAGGACGCACAUUCUGUUCUACAAUAUUCUGACCAUCCCGAAGCUGCAGCGCUCGGACAGAGGCCUGUACACCUGCCGCGUGACCAGCGGGGACAAAACCAAGGAACAGAGAGUCAAUGUCACUGUGUUUGACCGUCCGUUCAUCCGCCUGAAGCCCCGACAUGGAUCUGUGAUAAAAGUACAGGCAGGACAGAAAUCUUACAGACUCUCUCCCAAGCUACGAGCAUUCCCUGAUCCUGAAGUCAUCUGGCUGAAGGACGGGAUGGUGGCAGCCGAGCAAUGCUCCAGAUACCACCUCGACGGGACUUCUCUGGUGAUCCGGGACGUGGCGGAGGAGGAUGCUGGGAAGUACACUGUCCUGGUACGGAUCCUGGAACAUGGACUCUACCAGAAUCUCACGCUCACACUUGUGGUCAACGUGAGUCCUCAGAUAGGGGAGAAGGCGGUGUCGUUGCAGGACCCGGGCUCAGUGCCCCGGGGUAGCAGACAAUCCCUCCACUGCACAUCUCACGGAGUCCCGCCUCCACACAUCCAGUGGCUCUGGCACCCCUGCCCGUCCAAAGGCCUGUGUCUGUGUCCUGCGUCCUCCUCACUGUGGAGUCCAGUAAGAGAGAGGGUCCCCGCCACGUCCACAAGCAACCACAUCCUGAGUCUUACGCACAGGCAGGAAGUGCUUCAGGGGAAGAACAAGACAGUGGGGGUUCUGACUGUGGCAGAGGCCUCUGUGUCUGGAGUGUAUCGCUGCGUCGCCUUCAGCGCUGCAGGAGCAGACCAGCUGGACCUCCACCUCUACGUCACAGAUGUCCCAGGAGGCUUCAGUGUGAGCCAGAGGGAGGACCCUAGGGAGGGCGGAGACCUCCAUCUCACCUGUGCAGCCAAUAAGUACCUGUAUGGCGCGUUAUCAUGGCAACGGGUGAAUGACACGGAGCACGUCCGAUCAGGCGGCCCCGCCCCGCAGCAGCGGGUCACACAGGGGGAGUUCUCCAAUUCACUGGUCCUGUUACUAAGCAACCUAACAGCCACAGACUCAGGAGCCUACAGAUGCUCCGCCCAUCACCUGGUCACCGGGCAGGACACACACCUGGACACACAGGUGGAGGUCACAAUUUUGGAGCCUCCGGUGCUGCUCGAUAAUCUGACAGAUUGCACAGUCAAUGUCAGCAGCUCCGUCAUCCUCAGCUGUCCGUCUGCAGGCGUCCCGCCCCCCACCAUCACCUGGUACAAGGACGAGCGUGCUCUCUCUCAGGGAUCAGGUAUCGUGAUAUCCCCAGACGACGGGACCCUGAACAUUGAUCGAAUCUCAGUGGAGGACCAGGGCCUGUAUACGUGCCAGGCCACCAAUGAGAGGGGGUCUGCAGAGAGCUCUGCCUAUAUAUGGGUUAACGGAGCCCCUGAAGCCUCCUUUCUGGAGAUCCCAGCUCUCACCUGUACCUGUGUGGUGGCCACUCUGCUCUGGCUCUUUCUGACCCUCGUCAUACGCAAACUGAAACAGCCCAACGGCUCCAACGCCAAACCAGAGUUCCUGUCGAUCAUUCUGGACAGAGGAGACAGACCAAUAGAGGAGCAGUGUGAGAGACUGCAGUACGACCCCGGCCAAUGGGAGUUCCCUCGAGAGCGGCUCAAAUUAGGGAAGCCUCUGGGCCGCGGAGCCUUCGGGAAGGUGGUGCAGGCGGCUGCGUUCGGGAUAGAAAACACCGCCAGCUGCACCACUGUGGCGGUGAAGAUGCUCAAAGAGGGCGCCACAGCCAGCGAGCACAAGGCUCUGAUGACCGAACUGAAGAUCCUCAAUCACAUCGGACACCAUCUGAAUGUAGUCAACCUCCUGGGAGCGUGCACCAAGCCCGAAGGGCCACUGAUGGUCAUCGUGGAGUACUGUUGCUAUGGAAACCUGUCUACCUUCCUGAAGGGCAAGAGAGAAGUGUUUGUGCACAACAGGGAUGGGGGGCCAGGUUUUGUCAGCAGUGUGUUUGAUGACAGUAAAGAGAGUGACCUAGACACCAAAUCUGCCUCCAACUCUCCUUUAUUCCUGGAGGAUCUCAUCUCCUUCAGCUUCCAGGUGGCGCGGGGGAUGGAGUUCCUGGCCUCUCGCAAGUGUAUUCACCGAGACCUAGCAGCCAGGAACAUUCUGCUCUCUGACAAUAAAGUGGUGAAGAUCUGUGACUUCGGUCUGGCUCGAGACAUCUACAAAGACCCCGAUUACGUCCGUAAGGGAGAUGCCCGCCUCCCUCUGAAGUGGAUGUCUCCAGAAGCCAUCUUUGACAAGGUGUUCACCACGCAGAGUGACGUGUGGUCCUACGGCAUCCUGCUGUGGGAGAUCUUCUCUCUGGGAGCGUCCCCGUACCCUGGUCUUCAAAUAGAUGAAGAGUUCUGCCACAGACUGAAGGGGGGAACAAGGAUGAGAGCGCCUGAAUGCAGCACGCCUGAGAUCUACAGCACGAUGCUGGCUUGCUGGGAGGCCAGUCCCUUAGAUCGACCCACCUUCACUAACCUGGUGGAGACCCUGGGAGACCUGCUGCAGGCCCGGGUUCAGCAGGAAGGGAAGGAUUACAUUCCUUUGGGGUCUUUCACGGCUGGAGACAGUAGUCGCAGCGGGACAUGCAAAGAAAACCCGCUUGCAGUCACAAACCUGAGUUACAUGAGGGGUAUGGCCACGCUUCAGACCUUUGAAGAGCUUCCCUGCGAGGAGCCAGACAGCCUGAAUGAUGAGCAGAGUGACAGCGGCAUGGUCCUACCGUCCGAAGAGCUGAAGCAUGUGACGUGGGGUAGCUGCACCAAGAGCCAGAAACUAAGCAGGUUCUCUUCUUUCACCAAGUCCCGGGACAACGAGCAGUCCAUCCUGCCAUGGGAUUGGGAGUCUGACGAGGGCUCCUCCCCUCCUCCGGACUACAACUCUGCUUUUCUAUACCCCUCCCUCUAGCAUUUGUUCUCAGACUACUUAACACAGGGUAUAUAAUCACUGUUAUUAACCUAGAAUUUCCUCUUAAUUUGCAUACUCUACCUCGUUACAGUAUUUGCAUGUCCUCUUGUCCUCCUCUAUCUCCAUCCAACAAACUUAAGAUCAUCUCUAUAGAUCUAACACAAGAACCCUUCCUUAUAUUACCAGUUACUACCUUGCAUUGCCACACAUAACCCCCUUCUAAGAGCAGCUACGCAUUACCUGAUUGUACUUAUAACUCACAAUUAUGAAGAAUUUAUUUACGGAGUAUGAUAUUGGUACCUUAUGUGCUUAGCUUUGUGAAGAGGAACACUGCUGUAUUAAAUAAUGGUUCCUCCUCCGAAGCUGCUUUAUGCUGGAAAAGAUGAAGAUAGUGUUGUGUUUAUGUUUCAAUUGACUUGUUUUAAAUAUGGAUUUCAUUUGUAUUAUUAAAAGCUGUUGUGUAGCCAAUUGCAAAUCAAGACAAGGCCCUAUAUAUCAGUUUCUGUAUUCAAAUAUUCAAACACACAUUGUAACCUUUGAGACACGAUGGUGAUUGUUUAUGUCGAGGAGAAGUCUGCCAUUACCUGGAGUCUGAUGUGGAAGAUAUGGACUGCAGAUGGGAAUUGAGUUUAUUGUAUUUUAAUCCCUGGUCCUUGUUUAAUAAAGACAUAAAAGCACAA
Messenger RNA from Eleginops maclovinus (Patagonian blennie), 4611 nucleotides. RefSeq names its product fms related receptor tyrosine kinase 1 (gene flt1). Gene Ontology annotation, biological process: vascular endothelial growth factor receptor signaling pathway; multicellular organism development; protein phosphorylation. The coding region runs from base 179 to 3931 and encodes 1250 amino acids. Gene Ontology annotation, cellular component: plasma membrane; signaling receptor complex. The transcript is spliced from 30 exons. NCBI's taxonomy places the organism in Eukaryota, Metazoa, Chordata, Actinopteri, Perciformes, Eleginopidae. The record is from RefSeq and is a predicted model, not a curated record. Gene Ontology annotation, molecular function: ATP binding; vascular endothelial growth factor receptor activity; growth factor binding.